Messenger RNA from Hippocampus comes (tiger tail seahorse), 3949 nucleotides. It is a transcript of the gene usp31, whose product is annotated as ubiquitin specific peptidase 31. Gene Ontology annotation, biological process: protein deubiquitination. Gene Ontology annotation, molecular function: cysteine-type deubiquitinase activity. The transcript is spliced from 16 exons. Lineage: Eukaryota; Metazoa; Chordata; Actinopteri; Syngnathiformes; Syngnathidae. The record is from RefSeq and is a predicted model, not a curated record. Bases 26 to 3793 code for a protein of 1255 amino acids.
GAGCUAAAGGGGUGAGGGUACAAUCAUGUCGUGCAAAGCCGCCACCAAGGACAAGAAGACCAGCUUCGGCAAAAAGCUCUUCAGGCGAGGCUCGGUGCGCUCCGUGGGUAGCUUUAUGAGCAGAGUCCUGAGGACGCUCACAGCCUUGUCCCACUUUGGUUCCGAAGUGCAAACCGACGACGACAAGGAUGACGGCGGCUUCUCCGCCUUUCACUCCGGACUUAAGGACGCACCCUUGGACGACGGAGACCUCGGGGGGUUCCUCUCAGGCGAGAGGAUUCCUGGCGUGGCUGGCUUGAAGAACCAUGGCAACACCUGCUUCAUGAAUGCUAUUCUGCAGUGCCUCAGCAACACGGAGCUGUUUGCCGAGUAUCUCGUCCUGGAGCACUACAGGGAAGGCGAGGCGAACCAGGAGAAUAAACCAAAGACAAAUGGCAUCCAUCUGCAGAAUAAAGCUUCCAUGGCCAAGGGGGAAGUGACAGAGCAGCUGUCUGGACUUGUUCGGGCUUUAUGGACUUUUGAGUACACCCCUCAGCACAGCCGAGACUUUAAGAACGCGGUGUCCAAAAACGCCACGCAGUUUAAAGGGAACGCUCAGCACGACGCCCAAGAGUUCCUGCUGUGGUUGUUGGACCGAGUGCACGAGGACCUCAACACCGUCAGCCCCAUCGGCAGGCCAACCAUGAGGCCACCUAUCGACGAAGAUGACCAAAACGCGGAGGGACCCUCCCCGCCCCUCUCGGCUGGCUCGUUUGUUCAGGAGCUUUUCCAGGCUCAGUACAGGUCUUCCCUCACCUGCCCCCAUUGCCAAAAACAGAGCAAUACCUUUGACCCUUUUCUGUGCAUCUCCUUACCCAUCCCGCUGCCACACACACGGCCGCUAUACAUCACAGUGGUCUACCAGGGGAAAUACUCUCACUGUCUGCGGAUUGGGGUGGCCGUGCCCCUUAACAGCACCGUGUACCGCCUCCGAGAUGCUGUGUCGCACGAGACCAAAAUGCCAAUGGACCAGUUCAUUCUGACCGAGAUGUAUUACGACGGCUUCCAUCGUUCCUUUUGCGACGACGACGAUGAUCUGGAUAUCAUCCAAGAGAGUGACUCCAUCUUUGCCUUUGAGACACCGGAAACAUUUAAACUGGAGAACCUACGCACAAAAAGAGGAAGUCUUCUGGCCAACCUGAAUCACAACAACUUGAAGUACGGCGUGGAAAACAGCCGCACGCCGUCUUUCAUGCAGGGGGCCUUGACUCCCGUGGCAUCCCCAAGUAAGAACCUGGCGCCGGAGAAAAUGAUCCUGCUAGUUUGCAACAGAGCCUGCACCGGCCACCAAGCAAAAAGGUUUGGCUUGCCUUUUGUACUGUACAUAGAGCGCACGGCCAACUGGGACACACUGCAGAAGGAGAUUUUGGAAAAAAUGCGGCAUCUUUUGCGACCUGGAGUUUACAUUCAGGUGGGGCCUUUCAGUCUCCGUGUGGUUGGUGUGGUUGGGAUCACCUACCUCCUCCCUCAAGACGAGCGACCGCUGUGUCACCCCACGGUGGACAGAGCAUACAAAUCCUGCGGACAGGGUGGACCGCCCCAUGUGAAAAUUGUGGUGGAGUGGGACAAAGCGACCAAAGACUAUUUGUUCGGACACACGGAGGAGGAGUACAUCCCUGACGCUGAGAGCGUGUACCUGCACAGAGAACAGCACCACCAGCCGCAGGCCUGCACGCUGGCUCAGUGUUUCCAGCUUUACACGAAAGAGGAGCAGCUGGCCCCGGAUGACGCCUGGCGCUGCCCACAUUGCAAACAGCUGCAACAGGGCCGCAUCAAACUCAGCCUGUGGACGCUGCCGGAUGUGCUCAUACUGCACCUCAAGCGGUUCAGACAGGAGGGCGACCGCAGGGUGAAGAUGCAGAACAUGGUGAGAUUCCCUCUCAUGGGCAUGGACAUGGCGCCUCACGUGGUGAAAAGAAGCCAGAGCAGCUGGAGCCUACCCUCGCACUGGUCACCGUGGAGAAGACCCUACGGUCUGGGGAGGAACCCAGACGACUUCCUGUACGACCUCUACGCCGUGUGUAACCAUCACGGGGGCAUGCACGGGGGCCACUACACGGCCUGCUGCAAGAACUCCGUCGACGGUCAGUGGUACUGCUUUGACGACAGCGAGGUCGCACCCGUGGCCGACGACGACGUGUGUCAACAGACGGCUUACAUACUCUUCUACCAACGCAGGACCGCCAUUCCCUCUUGGUCGGCCAACAGCUCCGUUGCAGGCUCGACCAGUUCUUCUCUGUGCGACCACUGGAUCAACAGGCUACCCGGGAGCAGACCUGCUAGUCUAGCGUCAGGCGCCUCAUCUAGACGUACCUCACUGGCUUCGCUGGCGGAGUCGGUGGAAUUCACCGCAGAGCGGAGCGAAGACGACGGCGGUUUCUCCGUUCGACCCUUCGUGAGGAGCAUUCAGCGUCAGAGUACAACUUCGAGGUCGUCCGUAGCCAGCCCGUUAGCCUUCAGCGAGAGCGGCGUCAAACCCUCGUGGUCGCUCUCGGCCAAGCUGCAAAUGCGCUCCAACUCUCCCUCGCGCUUCUCUCUGGACUCGCGUUGCUCGCCUCCCCUUGAGAGAAUCGGCGAGUCCUGCGACGACCGCGUGUCCACGUCCUGCUUUGGCAGCUACAGCCGGCACGAGCGCUACUUUGGCGGCAAGACGCCGCUGUCCGUGAUGGAGAGCGAGCAGGAAAACAACAAAAGAUUCGUGGACAUGAUGUACUGCCGCACUCCCACCCCCGUGGAGAAGACGACGGAAAACAACAACCAGAUUACAGCGAUAGACCAAAACAUUCAAAACGCCUCCUCGAAAGAUCAGAAGCGUAAGAGCAGCGUUGGCGGUUUUGCGUCCAAGACGGAAAGCGCAAGCGCCACCAAAACCACCAAAGCGGAGCCAGGAAAAAGCUCCAAGAAGCGCCUGUGCUCAAGCCACAAGCCUUCGCCUUCGGAAACGCCCGCCAGCACACCUGUGAAAGGGAAAAAGGCGACCGCCACGAAAGAUAAGAAUGACAAGAAAAGCAUGUCCACUCCCAGCGGGACGCCAUCUAAAACCAAGGAGUCGCUCCCGCCCGCAGGCUCCACGCCGCAACAUCGGCUGUGCGUCCGCUCCACGCCUCUAUCGUCAGCAUCGCCCUCUCCCACCACCAAGAAGAACCCCGACGUCCAUGACAAACUGCCAGAGAACACUCGCAAGCGUCAUGUGGAGAGGAGCUACAGUCGGGAUUCUGUGGUCAGCGCUCAGCGAGCAGGCGUCGCGGCCCGCUCUUCCGGCCCCAAGCUGGCGGACAGCAGCCGGCCGGAGCGGAGGUCCGUGCGCAGCUCCAGCAGCAGCUCCUCCGUCACCAGCCUGCGCUCGCCCAGCGUGUCCGCCAGAGACCCCCAGCGUGGCAGUAAGUCCGAGGAGAAAGGCUUGUCCUUCUUCAAGAGCGCCCUGAGACAACGGGAAAGCCGCCGGUCGGCCGACUUGGGGAAGAGCACCCUGCUCUUCAAAAAGGCCUCGGAGAGGACGUGCAAGCAAAACGCUCAGGUCAAGGAGGCUUGCAACCAACAAGCAAAAGCGGCGGACGCCGCGGCUUUCCCGCCGCCCGCAGACGCUUCAAAAUCGGAGCCCAUCAAGCCCGCGAGCUCCCUUGGUCGCUCCCUGCUGCAUGUCGGCAAGUCCAAGUCUUCCGCCGCGGACGUGAGUCUCAAGUCUCCCGCGAAUGGGAAGAAGCCCCUCGAAAAGAAGACGUCUUCCCGGAAGCUGUCGUUGGGCACGCAGUAGCCUCGGUAACGCAGCCAACGUACGUACACCUCUGUCUAAAUGCAGCUACUGUACAUUCUUUGUGCCUACCUUCUACUCAUAGCGAUAAGUAUUCAAACUUGACACACUCACGCACAAAAAAACAAACAAACAUUUCACCCGAUUGGGGAAUUUAAA